AUGAACGAGCAUCCUGCCCGGGACCCAAGUCAGAAGGGCGACUCCUCUCUAGGUCCCGAGAACACGCCAGAAGCCGUCUCCGGUGGCUGCUAUCCAGUCCCAGCCAAAUCUAGUUCUUCGCUUUCUGCCAAAUUCCGCCGUCAGAAGGCCAAGGUGGUUACCGCUCUCAAGUCACUAACAAACAGCUCCUCCGAACAACUCGUCGUCGUGGAGCAGCCCGACCCACCGGCCGAUGAACACGAACCAAAGUCCACCUUGAUAUCGGGCAUCCACAGAAUGUCCAACGCCAUAUUCCGCCCUCCCCUGGAGCCGACCGUCGUCCGCAGGACAUCGCCGAAGAGCCGACCGCUGUUGAGAGAAACCUUCCGAGGAGCAGAGACCCCGCCGGAGCCAGAUUCCGGCUCUAGGCCGACGCACACCACGGCCUCCAACACCAGCUCCAGCAAGACCAGCGCUUCCAACAGCAACUCGGGCAAGACGACCCAAAAGGCAUUGGUGGAGUCCAUGUUCAAGACGCAAGACCCCAACACGGUGGGCCGCGGGGGAAACCGCCCCCGGAACGGCACCCCGCGACCAGAUCCCCAGCGCAGAGCAACGCCGCCGUCCACCCCGAGACGCACCAACAUCAACCACCCCCCAUCCACGCCUCCCAGGACAACAGCAACCCGCCCUAACACCCCCAAGACCAGCAACAACAAACGCGCGACCCCAAUCAACCCCAUCAGCCACCUCCUCCACCCCUACCGCCUCCCCACUCCCGCCCCAACAACACCCACCAAAACACCCGCCCCAAUCCAUCCCCCGACGCCUACCUCACCUCUCAACCCAGCCCGCACUUGCACCCCAACUCACACCCCAACGCCAACUCCAGCCCCGAACCCGGCAACCCCGACUCUCACCCUUACCCCCACCGCCAGCAUAGCCACAGCCGAGCGCGCCGCGGCGGCCAAGAUCUUCCUCGAAACCCACUUCGGCAAGCUGCUCGGGCCGGGCCCGUCGCCGAGGCAGAUGCGGCAGCAGAUGCUGGAGACGGAGCUGUUUAAUCGGAAUCGGGUUGGUGGGAAUGGGGGUGGGAGUGGGGGUGGUGGUUCUGGUGGGGCAGCAGCAGCUGCUGCUGCGGCUGCGGCGGCGAGGGCGAGGUUCUGGAGGAGGGAGAGUGAGUAUUUGAGGGAGAUGAGGGUUGUCAAGGUGAGGGGGUUGGGGAUGGUGCGGGUGGGUUGUGGGGCUGGGACUGGGACGAGAUUUGGGUUAGGGGCUGAGAGUCGGAGUGGGAGUGGGAGUGGCAUUGGGAAUGGUGUGGGUGAAGAGGAAACGGGGGGUAAGGGUGGGAUGGAUGGAGGAGGGUUGUCGGGCUACCGCGGAUAUGAGACGGUGAGCGUGCUGGGGAAGGGGAGUUUUGGAGUCGUGAGGCUGGUGAGGGAGCGCGGGCGGGCGGGCAGGGUGUACGCGAUGAAGGUUAUCCGGAAGAGCAAGAUGCUUAGGACAAGCCAGGAGGGUCAUUUGAGGGCCGAGAGAGAUAUCCUGGUGGCGAGCGAGGGGUCGCGGUGGAUCGUGCCUCUCGUGGCCAGUUUUCAGGACCUGACGAAUCUGUAUCUGGUAAUGGAGUAUAUGCCGGGCGGCGACUUCUUGAGUCUCUUGAUCCGCGAGAACAUCCUACACGAGUCGGUGGCGCGCUUUUACGUGGCCGAGAUUAUCCUGUGCGUCGAGGCGGCGCACUCGCUCAACCUGGUGAGGAAGCUGGGCAUCCGCGUCGAUGGCGACGGUAAGGACAGGAGCGAGGACCGCGACCCCGAGACCGAGAAGCGGUCUAGCGGUAUCACGGCCGCCAUCGCAAGGCACGACAGGAAGAUCGAGCAGGACGGCGAGCCGCUGCUGAGCUGGCGUAACCGGUGCGGGAUCCGGUACGCGGCCAGGAGCGUUGUUGGGACUAGUCAGUACAUGGCCCCCGAGGUGAUUGAGGGGAGGAGAUACGAUGCGCGACAAGGAGUACCGGCUCUGCUCGGAGCGCUACCGCAUGAAGGACCUGAUCACAUCGUCGUCCGCUUCCUCGUCGUCCUCUUCCUCGUCGUCUGGGCCCGGAUCCAAAAUACGCGACUUUGCCCGGCCGCUAUGUGUUUCCCUACGACGACCGAGGACAUCAAGGCGCACAAUCUUCGCCCACCAAGAAGGAGCAACUCGCGUACCUCCGCCCGGCUGCGAUUCCCGUUGCAGAGCUUCGCUCUGGACGGUACUAUCGACGCGCGCCACCGCCACCACCCCACCGCAACGGGCGUCGACACCAAGAUGCGCGUGCUGGAAGCGUACCUGGCGCAGAUGACGGUGGUUGACGCGACCGAGGCGGAGCGUGCGUACCUGAGGGGGUUUGUCAGGCGCUUUGGCGGCGCUGCUGGUGAUGGAAAGGGGGUAGGUGGUGAUGGUGAAGGGAAAGGGGGCCAGAGGGAGCGCAGGCGGCCGCGUGAUAAGCUGCUGAGGGAUAGGCGGACUUGCGCGGUUGCGAUGGAGGUGAGGCGGCGGACGGCGUUUUUGGGAUAUGAGUGGACGAGGAUGAGGGGGGAGGAUGAUGAUGGAGAGGAUGGAAAAGGGGGUGGGGGUGAGGUCGGUGGUGAGGUCGGUGCUGGGGGGGCUGUGGGGUUAGAUGGGGUAGAUGGGGGCAAGGGGGAUGAGGAGAAUCGUGUUGGUGAGGGGGGGUAUCAUGGCUCGAGGGUACAUCCACAUGGAGAACAACAACAACAGGAGAAACCACAACUGCGGGGUGGAUUUCGGCCGUGGGGGGACGAUGUUGCGGUUGUAAGGGCCAUGUACAGCGGUCCAUGGAGCCUGCGUCUCACACUCAUUCAGCCCACAAACACGCGAAGAACAAGAACCACCACGAGAACAACAACACCGCCACACCACAUCCCAACCAUGGCAUCCACCCAGAACCCGCAACACACCCCGCGCACCACCGAAACCGCCCUCGACAUCGCCGCCGACGUAAUCCGCCUGCUGCGUGCCGCCGGCGAGACAGUCGGCGUGGCCGAGUCCCUCACGGCAGGCGGCGUCAUGGCCGCGCUGACGUCCGUCCCCGGUGCCAGCGCCGUCUUCCGCGGCGGCGUCGUCGCCUAUGCCACGCCGCUCAAGCGGACCCUGCUCGGGGUGGAUGCCGCGCUGAUUGAGCGGGAGGGGGUCGUGCAUGGGGAGGUGGCGGUGCAGAUGGCGGUUGGGGCGAGGCGGGCCGCGACGGUGGCGGUGGUGGGGGGUGAGCGGGAGGAGAGGGAGAGAGAUGGGGAGGGGGAGGGGUUGGCGACGUGGGGGGUGGGUACCACGGGUGUCGCGGGGCCGGGGGAGCAGGAUGGCAAGGCUGCGGGGACGGUGUAUAUUGGGAUUGCUUCGCCGGCGGGGGGGGAGGGCGUUUGGGCCGUUUUAUGUUUCUGGGUUCAAGGGAGCAUGUUGCUGGAGGCGACGGUGUUGGAGGCGUUUGGCGAGACUGAGGGAGGCGCUCUUGGCCUCGGCGGGUGGUGGUGGUGGUGCUAG
This is a messenger RNA of Chaetomium globosum CBS 148.51, 3513 nucleotides long. RefSeq lists its product as uncharacterized. Lineage: Eukaryota; Fungi; Ascomycota; Sordariomycetes; Sordariales; Chaetomiaceae. Bases 1 to 3513 code for a protein of 1170 amino acids. Gene Ontology annotation, biological process: intracellular signal transduction; peptidyl-serine phosphorylation. The record is from RefSeq and is a predicted model, not a curated record. The transcript is spliced from 7 exons. Gene Ontology annotation, molecular function: ATP binding; protein serine/threonine kinase activity.